AUGGCUUUUUGGUGGGCAAAAGUCCUUCAGAGAGACAUCGAUUCAAGCGCCCAUCCGGGCCUCACAACCGGCGCGAUUGCCGGCAUCUCGUGCGGCGCCGGAGCCCUGUUUCUCUGCGCGGCGGCACUCUUCAUCGUCUAUUGGCGCCGGCAGCGGCGGUACAAUCGAGCAGACAACUUCUAUCAGAGCCGUUUUGACGACUUUGGGCCGUCCGGUAGCAUGGGCCCUUCCGUCACCUACACUACGGACUACAAGCUGGAUCAGCAGCAGAACGAGGGUGAAGCACGACAUUACACCUACUCGCCCGAGAAGCAAGCGCACCCGUUCUGUCUGCCCAGCGCCCACGGAUCAAGCAGCGCGAUGCCCACUCACCCGGCAUAUAUCCCACGGGCCCUGAUCCGCGGUGCUCCGCCCCUUCAAAGCAGCCGCUCAGGGCUCUCACAUACACCGUCGCCGCCGCAGUAUCCCAGCCCAGGCAUGGCCUCCUCAAAGUCACAGCCCGACGACGCCGUCAUCCAGGCCUACCUGAACGCAACAGUCACCAAGCCGCCCGCUGCAUCCCCAGCGCAGGGCAAAGCUGACGUAGGCCGGGGAGACGACAAAGACGCCAUACUACCGGCCGAGGCACACGAGUCCGAUUCACCGUCCCUCGCAAGCGGGCUUCCCGUCCAAGUCAAGCCCCAGCGAGGUCGCCAGGCCCCGCAAGCCCAGGUGCCAGCCAUCGUCAUUCCACCAGCCCACACCUCCCCGCCACCGCUGUCAGCCACCUCCGCCAACACUGUCGCCACCGGCACCACCUUCACCACUACCAUAGCCAGCGGGAGCACUCGGAGCUCCCCAAGACAGUACAUCCCGCCGCGCCUGCAUUUCCUCCCCUCCUCCCUCUUUUCCCGUUCAGACGGUGGUAGCGGUAGCGGUGGUGGUACAAGUACCAGACCGGUCAUCAGCGGACCGCUCGCGUUGCCACAGGUCCACCACCACCACCAUCGUGAUCACCCGGGCCCGCAGGAGCUUUCUCCCGGGGCCAGCAGCGGCAGCAGCAGAGACGCCGUCGCCGCCCACGGCCAAGACCAAGAAGGGGAAGGAGAAGAAGAUGUGAGCCCCUGGCGGCGGACAUUCCGGAGGAGCCUAAGCCGUACACGCAUCCUCACGCUGCCGUCCACCAUUGGAGGAGGAGGAAAAGGAGGAUUAGAAAGGGCGGCUGGAAGCCGGAGAGAUGGGAGUACAAGUACAAAGGCGAAGAGAAAGAAGGAUAAGUAUAAGGAGUCGAAAAGGGGUUCUGGCGGAGGAGGAGGAGGUGCGGGGAAUAGGCACUACGCAGAGAUUGAGAUUGGGACGGGGAGCGACAUUUGGUAG
Canariomyces notabilis is the source of this 1356-nucleotide messenger RNA. RefSeq lists its product as uncharacterized. The transcript has a single exon. The record is from RefSeq and is a predicted model, not a curated record. Bases 1 to 1356 code for a protein of 451 amino acids. NCBI's taxonomy places the organism in Eukaryota, Fungi, Ascomycota, Sordariomycetes, Sordariales, Chaetomiaceae.